Pelmatolapia mariae (spotted tilapia) is the source of this 4380-nucleotide messenger RNA. Its product is annotated as collagen alpha-1(I) chain-like. The record is from RefSeq and is a predicted model, not a curated record. Lineage: Eukaryota; Metazoa; Chordata; Actinopteri; Cichliformes; Cichlidae. The coding region runs from base 364 to 4380 and encodes 1338 amino acids. The transcript has a single exon.
CACUGUUAAAAAGGUGACUGACAGCACUGUUUAAAGACUAAGGCUGCAGUUUACUCCACGUGUAUCCACGGCAGAGGCAUCUGACAGACCACAGCUGCUUCUGUGCUUCACCAGCUGAGGGGUGGAGAUCGUGGUUAGGGAACUGAAGGGAAAAACUACAUAACAAAGGGCCCGGGUGAUGACAUCACACAGAUCUCCAUCCAUCUCUGCUGCUAAUCCUUCUCAGGGUCACAGGGGGUGGAGCCUAUCCCAGCUGUCUUAGAGGCAGGGUACACACUGGACAGAUCACCAGUCUGUCGCAGGGCUAAAGACAACCAUUCACACCUAUGUGAGAGUUUCCAGUUAACCUAACCCACUAACUGCAUGUCUUUGGACUGUGGAGGAAGCUGGAGUACAGGGGAGAACCCAGGGGGACGCGGGAGAACCCAGGGGGACGCGGGGAGAACACAGGGAGACGCGGGGAGAACCCAGGGGGACGCGGGGAGAACCCAGGGGGACGCGGGAAAACACAGGGGGACGCGGGGAGACGCUGGGAGAACCCGGGGAGACGCGGGGAGAACCCGGGGGGACGCGGGGAGAACCCGGGGGGACGCGGGGAGAACCCGGGGAGACGCGGGGAGAACCCGGGGAGACGCGGGGAGAACCCAGGGGGACGCGGGGAGAACACAGGGAGACGCGGGGAGAACCCAGGGGGACGCGGGGAGAACACAGGGAGACGCGGGGAGAACACAGGGGGACGCAGGGAGACGCGGGGAGAACACAGGGGGACGCAGGGAGACGUGGGGAGAACCCAGGGAGACGCGGGGAGAACACAGGGGGACGCGGGGAGAACACAGGGGGACGCGGAGAUGCGGGGAGAACCCAGGGGGACGCAGGGAGAACACAGGGAGACGCGGGGAGAACCCAGGGGGACGCGGGGAGAACACAGGGAGACGCGGGGAGAACCCAGGGGGACGCGGGGAGAACCCAGGGGGACGCGGGAAAACACAGGGGGACGCGGGGAGACGCUGGGAGAACCCAGGGGAGACGCGGGGAGAACCCGGGGGGACGCGGGGAGAACCCGGGGAGACGCGGGGAGAACCCGGGGAGACGCGGGGAGAACCCAGGGGGACGCGGGGAGAACACAGGGAGACGCGGGGAGAACCCAGGGGGACGCGGGGAGAACACAGGGAGACGCGGGGAGAACACAGGGGGACGCAGGGAGACGUGGGGAGAACCCAGGGAGACGCGGGGAGAACACAGGGGGACGCGGGGAGAACACAGGGGGACGCGGAGAUGCGGGGAGAACCCAGGGGGACGCAGGGAGAACACAGGGAGACGCGGGGAGAACCCAGGGGGACGCGGGGAGAACCCAGGGGGACGCGGAGAGAACACGGGGAGACGCGGGGAGAACCUAGGGGGACGCGGGGAGAACACGGGGGGACGCGGGGAGAACCCGGGGAGACGCGGGGAGAACCCGGGGGGACGCGGGGAGAACACAGGGAGACGCGGGGAGAACACAGGGGGACGCAGGGAGACGUGGGGAGAACCCAGGGGGACGCAGGGAGACGUGGGGAGAACCCAGGGAGACGCGGGGAGAACACAGGGGGACGCGGGGAGAACACAGGGGGACGCGGGGAGAACACAGGGGGACGCGGAGAUGCGGGGAGAACCCAGGGGGACGCAGGGAGAACACAGGGAGACACGGGGAGAACCCAGGGGGAGAACCCAGGGAGACGCGGGGAGAACCCAGGGGGACGCGGGGAGAACCCAGGGGGACGCGGGGAGAACCCAGGGGGACGCGGGGAGAACCCGGGGAGACGCGGGGAGAACCCGGGGGGACGCGGGGAGAACACAGGGAGACGCGGGGAGAACCCAGGGGGACGCGGGGAGAACCCAGGGGGACGCGGGAAAACACAGGGGGACGCGGGGAGACGCUGGGAGAACCCGGGGAGACGCGGGGAGAACCCGGGGGGACGCGGGGAGAACCCGGGGAGACGCGGGGAGAACCCGGGGAGACGCGGGGAGAACCCAGGGGGACGCGGGGAGAACCCAGGGAGACGCGGGGAGAACCCAGGGGGACGCGGGGAGAACACAGGGAGACGCGGGGAGAACACAGGGGGACGCAGGGAGACGCGGGGAGAACACAGGGGGACGCAGGGAGACGUGGGGAGAACCCAGGGAGACGCGGGGAGAACACAGGGGGACGCGGGGAGAACACAGGGGGACGCGGGGAGAACACAGGGGGACGCGGAGAUGCGGGGAGAACCCAGGGGGACGCAGGGAGAACACAGGGAGACGCGGGGAGAACCCAGGGGGACGCGGGGAGAACACAGGGAGACGCGGGGAGAACCCAGGGGGACGCGGGGAGAACCCAGGGGGACGCGGGAAAACACAGGGGGACGCGGGGAGACGCUGGGAGAACCCAGGGGAGACGCGGGGAGAACCCGGGGGGACGCGGGGAGAACCCGGGGAGACGCGGGGAGAACCCAGGGGGACGCGGGGAGAACACAGGGAGACGCGGGGAGAACCCAGGGGGACGCGGGGAGAACACAGGGAGACGCGGGGAGAACACAGGGGGACGCAGGGAGACGCGGGGAGAACACAGGGGGACGCAGGGAGACGUGGGGAGAACCCAGGGAGACGCGGGGAGAACACAGGGGGACGCGGGGAGAACACAGGGGGACGCGGAGAUGCGGGGAGAACCCAGGGGGACGCAGGGAGAACACAGGGAGACGCGGGGAGAACCCAGGGGGACGCGGGGAGAACCCAGGGGGACGCGGAGAGAACACGGGGAGACGCGGGGAGAACCUAGGGGGACGCGGGGAGAACACGGGGGGACGCGGGGAGAACCCGGGGAGACGCGGGGAGAACCCGGGGGGACGCGGGGAGAACACAGGGAGACGCGGGGAGAACACAGGGGGACGCAGGGAGACGUGGGGAGAACCCAGGGGGACGCAGGGAGACGUGGGGAGAACCCAGGGAGACGCGGGGAGAACACAGGGGGACGCGGGGAGAACACAGGGGGACGCGGGGAGAACACAGGGGGACGCGGAGAUGCGGGGAGAACCCAGGGGGACGCAGGGAGAACACAGGGAGACACGGGGAGAACCCAGGGGGAGAACCCAGGGAGACGCGGGGAGAACCCAGGGGGACGCGGGGAGAACCCAGGGGGACGCGGGGAGACGCGGGGAGAACCCAGGGGGACGCGGGGAGAACCCGGGGAGACGCGGGGAGAACCCGGGGGGACGCGGGGAGAACCCGGGGGGACGCGGGGAGAACCCGGGGAGACGCGGGGAGAACCCGGGGGGACGCGGGGAGAACCCGGGGGGACGCGGGGAGACGUGGGGAGAACCCGGGGGGACGCGGGGAGACGUGGGGAGAACCCGGGGGGACGCGGGGAGAACCCGGGGGGACGCGGGGAGACGUGGGGAGAACCCGGGGGGACGCGGGGAGAACCCGGGGGGACGCGGGGAGACGCGGGGAGAACCCGGGGGGACGCGGGGAGACGUGGGGAGAACCCAGGGGGACGCGGAGAGACGUGGGGAGAACCCGGGGAGACGCGGGGAGACGUGGGGAGAACCCAGGGGGACGCGGAGAGACGUGGGGAGAACCCGGGGAGACGCGGGGAGACGUGGGGAGAACCCAGGGGGACGCGGAGAGACGUGGGGAGAACCCGGGGAGACGUGGGGAGAACCCAGGGAGACGCGGGGAGAACCCAGGGAGACGCGGGGAGAACCCAGGGAGACGCAGGGAGACAUGGGGAGAACCCAGGGGGACGCGGAGAGACGCGGGGAGAACCUAGGGAGACGCGGGGAGACGUGGGGAGAACCCAGGGGGACGCGGAGAGACGUGGGGAGAACCCGGGGAGACGUGGGGAGAACCCAGGGAGACGCGGGGAGAACCCAGGGGGACGCAGGGAGACGUGGGGAGAACCCAGGGAGACGCGGGGAGACGUGGGGAGAACCCAGGGGGACGCGGGGAGAACCCAGGGAGACGCGGGGAGAACCCAGGGAGACGCGGGGAGACGUGGGGAGAACCCAGGGGGUCGCGGGGAGACGUGGGGAGAACCCAGGGAGACGCGGGGAGACGUGGGGAGAACCCAGGGGGACGCGGGGAGACGUGGGGAGAACCCGGGGAGACGUGGGGAGAACCCAGGGGGACGCGGGGAGACGUGGGGAGAACCCAGGGAGACGCGGGGAGAACCCAGGGAGACGCGGGGAGAACCCAGGGAGACACGGGGAGAACACAGGGGGACGCGGGGAGACGCGGGGAGAACCCAGGGAGACGCGGGGAGAACCCAGGGAGACGCGGGGAGAACCCAGGGGGACGCAGGGAGACGUGGGGAGAACCCAGGGGGACGCGGGGAGAACAUGUAAACUCCCCGGCCUGAUCCCAUGA